Messenger RNA from Aphanomyces invadans, 2133 nucleotides. RefSeq lists its product as hypothetical. Bases 7 to 1938 code for a protein of 643 amino acids. Gene Ontology annotation, biological process: proteolysis. The record is from RefSeq and is a predicted model, not a curated record. The transcript has 7 exons. Gene Ontology annotation, molecular function: dipeptidase activity; cysteine-type exopeptidase activity. Lineage: Eukaryota; Oomycota; Saprolegniomycetes; Saprolegniales; Verrucalvaceae.
GCUGACAUGGUCAACAGCCGCGGCAUCGUAGGAGCCAUCGCUGCUCUGUCCGUGGUCCACGCCUGCACGAUCGUGGCUGUGACGAAGGAAGCGUCCGCCGACAAGACGCCACUGACAGCUCACACUGACGAUGCUGGCUCGGGGGCAGCGGACCUUCGCCUCGUGUAUGUGCCAGCCGCCGAUUACGAGAACGGAACGGAGCGCGCGGUGUACUCUUUCAAACCUGGCUACCCUCGUGUCACCACCUGGCAACGCGGGCCACACUACGAACCCAAAGCCGGUGAAACCUUAUCUGAACCCCUUGGGUACAUUCCCCAAGUCGCCCACACGUAUGCGUACUUCGACCAAGACUACGGCAUGAUGAACGAAGUCCAACUGAGCAUUGCAGAAAGUACAUGUGCUGCCAAGACAGUCGGGUGGCCCAGCGACGUUCCGUAUGGCUACAACCUGUUUGGCAUUGCCGAACUCACCAAGCUUGCACUGGAACGGUGUGACAGCGCCCGUUGCGCCAUCACAACGAUGGGCGACGCUGCAGUCAAGUAUGGAUUCUUCAGCGAAGACAGCGGGUCCCCGCACGAGCCAGGAUACAGCGACACCGCGGAGGCGUUGGCGAUCUCGGACAAAUACGGCGAAACCUGGAUUUUCCACGUGAUGACAGGGCCGAUGAAUGCCAGCGCUGUGUGGGCUGCGCAGCGCGUACCUCCCGGUCACGUCGCUGCGGUGGCCAACGGGUUCAUCAUCCGCCAGCUCAACUUGACGGACUCGGCAAACUACAUGGCAUCAUCGAACGUCGAGUCGUUUGCGUUGUCGAUGGGGUGGUGGGACCCGUCGGCGGGCCCGUUUGACUUCACAGCGGCGUACAACUACCACGCCCCGGACGGUCUCCGCUGCCCUUGCUUCGCCCAACCCACAACCUCCUCACUUUCCACGUGGCGUGUAGGUGCUAUUGGCCCGCUCUAUGUUGGACGGCGCAUUUGGCGCAUCUUGGAUUGGUAUGCCCCGUCGCUCAAGCUGAACGCGACGCUGGGCGAGUCGACCUUGCCAACGUAUCCAUUCUCGGUGCUGGCGGACAAACCCGUCACGCUCGACAGCUUGUUUACUCUGCUCAAGGACCAUUACGAAGGCACGCCGUUUGACAUGACAAAAGGAUUGGCAGCCGGGCCAUUUGGAAACCCAGUGCGGUUCGACGGCCCAACGUAUGGCAUCGAUGGCGGGUGGGAGCGGUCGAUAUCAAUGUACCGCACCAUGUUUAGCUUUGUCUUGCAAACCAACGGGAACCUGCCCGAUCACUUGGGAGGCACUGCGUGGUAUGGCCAAGGGUCCCCCCAUGGAACGGUGUACAUACCGUUCUCCUGCCGCCAAACGGCCGUGCCGACUUCGUAUCUCGUGGGCAAGCAGAGUGAGUUCCAUCCCGAGUCUUCGUGGUGGGUAUUCGACUUUGUCAACAACUGGAGCCUCUUGCGAUUCAACGCAAUCAACGCAGAGGUGCGCGCCGAAGCAAACGUGUGGCAGGCGCGUGCCGUCGCCGAUCAGCACUCGUGGCGUCAGAAGAAAGAUGUCACCAUCGCGACACUCCAGGCUGCCAACAAUGCGUUUGCAGACCAAGUGUUUCAAGCGUGGUGGGCGCUCGCGUGGCGCCUCGUGAGCAAAUUCAGCGACGGCUACAUCACGACCGGCGAAGGCGAGGCAGAUACCAAGACUCCAGGGUACCCCGCUGCCUGGUUGCGCCAGACAGAAUUCUUCAACUGGCCGGGCACGACGUUUCAUCCACCGCCAGGUGAAGUCGUGACCGAAUUGGCGCCUGCUGCCCAUUCGGCAGCCGGUCGAUCGACGUGGAGCUCGCUGGCCCUUGUGGUCACGGGGGUCGCAGUCGGGAUGUGGGCCCAGAAUGCUCGUAGGAGCUUUGUCCGACGAUCUCAGUACGAGCGGCUGUUGUAAGUGCUCCAGCUCUGAGUUAUUGUAAAUGCAUCGUCUAACAGCUUCUUGUUACGGCGUCAUGUGUAAAACUCUAAAUGAAAUGCAUCCCGAGGCCGAUCUGGGCUCGUUUCACACGGUCCUGCACGUUAGCUUUCGUCAGGCGAGCGUAAUCUCAAGAGAAUCGAGAGAUCGUCGUACCCCCUGCAACGACUUGAG